UAUACAAUAUUGAUAAUCAUAAUUGUGAAUUGUAGAAAGUGUCUAUUGAUUAGAAUAUUAAACCCCCUCCCUUUUCCCGGACGGCAGGGUUGGGUUUAGCUCCGGUCUGUGGAGUAGUAGGACGAGAAAGCAUGGUUUAUGUCCUACCUGGAUACUGGUACUUUCCCUGCAUUUUAAUCAAUCCUACUCCGGUCCCUUGCCUUCAUACUUCAAGAUUUAUAAAAACUGACGGAGUGAGAAGCAAAGUUUAAAGAAAAAUGGGACUUCUAUCAAUUCUGAGAAAGCUGAAGAGUUCUCCUGAUAGAGAACUUCGAAUCCUACUGCUAGGAUUAGAUAAUGCGGGAAAAACAACGAUUCUGAAAACCCUGGCGAGUGAAGAUAUCUCCACUAUUACUCCGACCCAAGGGUUCAACAUUAAAUCUGUUCAAACCGAGGGGUUCAAGCUCAACGUCUGGGAUAUUGGUGGACAAAGGAAGAUUAGACCCUACUGGAGAAACUACUUUGACAAUACCGAUGUUCUGAUCUACGUCAUAGAUUCAGCAGAUCAGAAGAGAUUCGAGGAAACAGGACAGGAAUUACAGGAACUUCUGUUUGAGGAGAAACUAGUCAAUGUUCCUAUUAUGGUCUACGCAAACAAACAGGAUUUAGUAGGAUCUGCCACGGCCAGUCAGAUUGCAGAAGGUCUUUCAUUGCAUACAAUAAAGGAUAGAUCUUGGCAGAUACAGGCCUGCUCUGCAACUACUGGGGAGGGUGUCCGAGACGGGAUGGAAUGGGUUGUCAAGAAUCUCAGGAAAUAGGAGUUGCAAAAAUGAAGAGCAAUAAUUAACACUGAAGUAAAAAAAAAUCAGAGCUGAUAACUUCUGUGUUGGAUAAUCAUCUCAAUUGUUUGAUCUCAUUAUCCAAUAUGAACACUUUUAUUUUGAGGGUUGAUGCUAGCUCUUUUUUUCUUCUGAUUGGGUACGAUUACCAUGCGGUUUAUCUAAUAUAGAAUAUAUUAAUCUGCAGAUUAACAAAG
Molecule: messenger RNA, 1015 nt
Organism: Eurytemora carolleeae
Lineage: Eukaryota; Metazoa; Arthropoda; Copepoda; Calanoida; Temoridae
Product: ADP-ribosylation factor-like protein 3
Exons: 1
Coding region: 258-797 (179 amino acids)
Biological process (GO): cilium assembly
Cellular component (GO): microtubule cytoskeleton; cytoplasm
Molecular function (GO): GTP binding; GTPase activity
Source: RefSeq, a predicted model, not a curated record